AUGAGCACCCUCCACACGCUACCAUUCGAGCUCUUCUACCUCAUAACAACAAGCCUAGGGCCAUACGAUGUUUUCAAUUUAUUGGUUGUGUUUCCGUACCGUGGCUCUUAUCACCAGCUCCGACAUGCCUGCUACAGAUCAACGCACGAGAAGUUCGUGGCGCUGAUAUAUGCGAUCAAUGCUAGAAAGCUUGAACUAGUACAGGAGAUUCCCGAUAUACCUCAGAUUCUCAAGGGUUUUGAUGCUUCAUGUCAUAGCACUGGUGACAAGCAUGAAAUGAUACUCGGCGACAACCAAUUCCUAGCCUCGAAGUUUGCAAUAACCAACUUUGGCGGUUAUAUAAAUCCAUUGAUGCUUGCUAUAAACGGACGGUCACCGGAGAUAGUCCGAAUCCUACUAAACAGUGGGGCACAAUCAGACGUCCCGGAUAUGUUCCAUGGGUUUAUGCCGGUGUAUGUUGCGACGAUAAACGGCGACCUCCGCACUGUACAUCUUCUCCUUGAACAUGAUGCCUCCCCGAACGGCGUGACCGACCAGCAGCAAAAACUGCCUCUUAACGUUGCAUUGGAGCAGAACAAUAACGGACUGUUGAAACUACUGUGUGCUCAUGGGGGUUGUCUGUCGUCCCACUAG
Penicillium antarcticum is the source of this 633-nucleotide messenger RNA. RefSeq names its product ankyrin repeat domain-containing protein. The record is from RefSeq and is a predicted model, not a curated record. Bases 1 to 633 code for a protein of 210 amino acids. The transcript has a single exon. Lineage: Eukaryota; Fungi; Ascomycota; Eurotiomycetes; Eurotiales; Aspergillaceae. Gene Ontology annotation, molecular function: protein binding.